Rotaria sordida is the source of this 2979-nucleotide messenger RNA. NCBI's taxonomy places the organism in Eukaryota, Metazoa, Rotifera, Eurotatoria, Philodinida, Philodinidae. The record is from the annotation of a GenBank genome assembly.
AUGCAAGUGAAUAAUAAAGGUUUCAAAUAUUUGAUUGUUGAUUAUGAUUUAAAAAUCUCUGUUUCAUAUAAUCAACCGAAAUUCUGUCCACAUGUGUCAUGGGAUCUAACUGCUAUAACUAUCGCAAAUAUUGACACAGUUGGUUCACAACCUUACGAGAUUUUUAUCAAUACGAACAACACGAUCUAUGUACCUAAUAGACAAACUGGUCGAAUUAUUGUGUGGUAUGAAGGGAAUAUUACAUCGGCAACAGAUAUUUCGGCUAAUUUGUCUAAUCCAUACGGUCUCUUUGUUGCACCAUCAUAUGAUAUUUAUGUCGAUAGUGAUAACAACAAUGGUCGGGUAACUAAAUGGACAUUACAUACAACAAUCGGUGUUCCAGUCAUGCAUCCAUGUCAACAAUGUUGGGAUAUUUUUAUUGAUAUCAAUGAUACUUUAUACUGUUCAAUGAAUAACCUUCAUCAGGUUAUUACGAAAUCACUGAAUAGCGAUUCAAAUGCAUUGAUAAUUGUUGGUGGUACAAGUGUAGCGGGAUCCACUUCGUAUAUGCUUAAUUCACCUCGUGGAAUUUUUGUCGAUAUUAAUUUUGAUUUAUAUGUAGCAGACUGUAACAACAACCGAAUUCAACUCUUUCAAGCAGGUCAAUUGAAUGGGAUAACUGUAGCAGGAAACGGUGCAAUAAAUACUAUUACAUUCAAUUGUCCAAGUGGAAUUGUAUUAGAUGCUGAUAAUUAUCUUUUUAUUGUCGAUAGUAACAAUCAUCGUAUUAUUCGAUUAGGACUCAAUGGUUUUCAAUGUUUAGUUGGAUGUUAUGGAGGUGGUUCAGCAUCUAACCAAUUAUUAAAUCCGCAGAGUAUGGCUUUCGAUAGUUUUGGAAAUAUAUUUGUCUCUGAUUCUGGCAAUAGUCGAAUUCAAAAAACAAUUUCUGUCGGUGUAUCAAGUCCAUAUGCUCUUUACGUUACCACUUCUGGUGAUAUUUAUGUUGACAAUGGUAAUUGGAAUGGUCGAGUAGACAAAUUGGCAUUAGAUGGAACUAUCGCUGUUCCAAUAAUGUAUGUUGGUCAAUCAUGUUAUGGGCUCUUUGUCGGUAUUAAUGAUAUUUUAUAUUGUUCAAUCGCUAAUCUUCACCGAGUUGUUACAAAACCACUGAACAGUAUUUCAAACACGUUAACAAUUGCUGCCGGAACAGGUUGCUCUGGAUCUACUUCUGAUACGCUUAAUUCACCUCGUGGAAUAUUUGUCAACAUCAACCUUGAUUUAUAUGUAGCAGAUUGUAACAACAACCGAAUUCAACUCUUUCAAUCAGGGCAAUUGAACGGGAUAACUGUAGCAGGAAAUGGUGCAAUAAAUACUAUUACACUCAAUUGUCCAAGUGGAAUUGUAUUAGAUGCUGAUAAUUAUCUUUUUAUUGUGGAUCAAGGCAAUCAUCGUAUUGUUAGAUCAGGACCAAAUGGUUUUCGAUGUUUAGUUGGAUGUUAUGGAGGUGGUUCAGCAUCUAAUCAAUUAUUAAAUCCGCAGAGUAUGGCUUUCGAUAGUUUUGGAAAUAUAUUUGUCUCUGAUUCUGGCAAUAGUCGAAUUCAAAAAUUUGUUCACUUGAACGAAAUCCUUGGUAAGUGUUACAAAAAUAGUUUGAUAAUCUGUUGACAUAAGUAGAAGUUAGUUACUAUCUGAUCGGAAUGUUAUUUCUACGAACAGUAAUAACGCAUAAUUAUUUAAAUGGCAAGUAGUUCUAAUUACUAUUUUUUGUGCAAAAAAAAAUGUAACAAUCAAAGCAUAGUUCGAAAGACGUGGAUGAGCGAAGGUUUGAAAAAGACGUAUGUACAGAAUGAAGAUUAUUACUUUGAAAAAUAAAAAUAUUUGUUGAUAAUUUUGUUGGUUAGUCAACAAAUAUACAGACAGUUAUUUUUUACAAAAAAAAUUAAUCAAAGUUACAAAUAAGUAAGAAUUUCGCGUGUUUUAGCAUCAGUAGAAAGUGGAAAAAUCUUGGUUGUUUACCAUUCUAUUCAGUUUUCUUGUGGAAUUCUGCGACUCCUCUCCUCACCUUCCCCCCCCCCCCCCCCCUAGAAGGGAAGAUCUGUAAGGUAAAAAGAACGUUUCACCUUGCAAUGGGGAGGAGGAGUUUUCAUAGGGCAAUUGAUAGAUUUCAAUGGUAACCGUUAACAGGCACGAAAAGUCUUUUCUAUAGCUCCUUAGGCAACAGGGCACGGGUCAAUGGGUAUGUUUCCUCCUAGCAACACGGGUAAAAGGGCAUUGAGUACCAGUCCUUGCUUAGAAAUCGACUGAAAGGAGUAUUUGACAGGUUAAUAGAUACGUUUCCAUAGUAGCGAGGGGUUUCAUAAGUAAAUCCAUACAUUUCCUCUAGCAGAUGAGGAAGAGAGUUUACAAAGGUUAGUGGAUAUAUUUCCUCUAGCAACUGGUUAUACUAAAUUUGAUUCUAGAUUACACGAAGUAUGUGAGUUUCACAUUUUAGCCGGAAAAGAGCUGUGAUGGGUGUGGGUCUGGGUCUGGGUGUGUAUCUUCUUAUCAUCUACACCCACACCCAAAACCUUUGCAAGAUUUCUAGAUAAAGGCCUGGAAAAAAUCACUGUCGAUAAAAAGAACCAUUUUGAAACCUAUUUGGUUUUAGAGUAGUUUACUUUUUUUGUCAUAAAAUGUCUUCCGGUACGAUCAUAACGUUGUAUAUCAAUGGUUUGAAUUGAUCGAAGACAGAACAUUAAAAAGGCCUGAUUGAGUAAAGGACAGGGGCGCAUAAGAUCGUAAUUUGGCCCAUUGAACUUUUCAUACUAUAUCCAGCACAAUCAUAUAUAGGGUGAAAGAGCUUCAACUGGCGAGUACUUUCCAAUACAUUUGAGGACUUCCCUCCUUAUGAGUUUAAAUGAACUUCUUACGAUUACAUAGUAAUUACAUCACAGUCUUUCAGAUUAGUUUUCUCCAUAUAAAUUCAAGAAAUUCAGCUUCAAUUAUACAUCAUCGAAUAGC